Molecule: messenger RNA, 396 nt
Organism: Ambispora gerdemannii
Lineage: Eukaryota; Fungi; Glomeromycota; Glomeromycetes; Archaeosporales; Ambisporaceae
Source: the annotation of a GenBank genome assembly
AUGGAUGCUUUCUUGAAUGAGGUGCAUAAGAAAAAGGUUAAUGACGCAAUUAAGCAAAGAAAUCAGGAAAAGAAACUUCAAGCUCAAGAUCUCAACUCGGUUACUCAACCAUGCAAUAGCGCAAUAUCCGAAGCAUCAGCUACAAAUAUUCCAGAAUCUUCUAAUUCAGAUAAUAAUGAAAUUAUUUCCCAAGAUAAAGCUGGUAAGAUACAUAAGAAAACGGGAGUGGAUCAUAAAAAAGAUACAUUACAAGAUAGUUUACGCAAGAAAACUCAGAGAGCUGAAAAAGUAUAUAAAUUUUUUGAACAAGUGGACAUAAAUAAAAUUAGAUAUAUUAAAUUCUAUAGUGCAACUUUUAUUUUAGAGCUUACUAAUGAGCAAAUUCAAAAGAUAUAA